Molecule: messenger RNA, 834 nt
Organism: Ascochyta rabiei
Lineage: Eukaryota; Fungi; Ascomycota; Dothideomycetes; Pleosporales; Didymellaceae
Exons: 1
Coding region: 1-834 (277 amino acids)
Source: RefSeq, a predicted model, not a curated record
AUGGCUGCGCAUGACCUCACGAUUUACGCAAACAGCGAACGGGACUUUGUCGAGCCAAGAAAUUUGUCGCGGAUAAGAGAUCUCUGGAAAUAUGAUACUGAAGAUGUUCGAAAGAUGCUGGGCGCAACGAGAGAGCCUCUAUCAGUGAACGACCGAGGCAUUCUCAAUCUCCAGCCACCUGCGAACUGGACAGAGACGAUACUGAAUGUCACCACUCAAGACUAUCUUGCAGCUAGCAUUCUGGGAGGCUUGCGUAAGCUUGAGAAUCCAGAUUUGAAGACCUACUACCCCGAUUACGAUCAGAGUCGAGUCUAUCCUCAGACUGCAGUGUUAACACCUUUCUCUCCAUACAACUCGAUACAUCGAGCACAUACGGCAUUGUUCCAGGACGUCAUACAGUCUACCGAGAACCCAGCACUAGCCUUCCAGGCCCUGUUUACUACCAUCUCGUCAAUGGCGUACUAUAAUGCGCUUCCUCUGUUUUUCUUGGACCAUAAUGCAACUAUCGCCACCUCGAGAUCUUUUACCAUACAAGUGCAGUGGACAGGUUUCGCAGUUAUCGUAGCCCUUCUGGUUGUUCACGCCUUCCUGGUCAUCACCGCAGUGGUUCUGUUUCUCUCCAAAACGGACCACUCGCUUCUCGGCAAUGCGUGGCAGGAUGUCGCACAGGUAUCUUCAAGUGAUACCAUGAACACAAUGUAUCAUGCUACGAACAUGACUGACUUGGAAGUCAAACGGCUACUAAGGAUGAAUCGUUGCGAAGACAACGAGGUGGUUUUGAAGACGGGGGCGGAUAGCGGGAGAAGCCAAGCUGUAUACAGGAGGGGUAUCUGA